UGGGGCUGGCGGCGGAGGCGCGGGGCCUGCUCCGGCCGGCACCAUGGCCAAGACCGUGGCCUAUUUCUACGACCCCGACGUGGGCAACUUCCACUACGGGGCUGGGCACCCUAUGAAGCCUCAUCGCCUGGCAUUGACCCAUAGCCUGGUCCUGCACUACGGCCUCUAUAAGAAGAUGAUCGUCUUCAAGCCGUACCAGGCCUCCCAGCAUGACAUGUGCCGCUUCCACUCUGAGGACUACAUCGACUUCCUUCAGAGAGUCAGCCCCACCAAUAUGCAAGGCUUCACCAAGAGCCUUAAUGCCUUCAACGUGGGCGAUGACUGCCCCGUGUUCCCCGGGCUCUUUGAGUUCUGCUCCCGCUACACUGGCGCGUCUCUGCAAGGAGCAACUCAGCUUAACAACAAGAUCUGUGAUAUUGCCAUUAACUGGGCUGGUGGUCUGCACCAUGCCAAGAAGUUUGAGGCCUCUGGCUUCUGCUACGUCAAUGACAUUGUAAUUGGCAUCUUGGAGCUGCUCAAGUACCACCCCCGGGUGCUCUACAUUGACAUUGACAUCCACCACGGUGACGGCGUGCAGGAGGCCUUCUACCUCACCGACCGGGUCAUGACGGUGUCCUUCCACAAAUAUGGAAACUACUUCUUCCCUGGCACAGGUGACAUGUAUGAAGUGGGAGCAGAGAGUGGCCGCUACUACUGUCUGAACGUGCCCCUGCGGGAUGGCAUUGACGAUCAGAGUUACAAGCACCUUUUCCAGCCAGUUAUCAACCAGGUGGUGGACUUCUACCAGCCCACGUGCAUUGUGCUGCAGUGUGGAGCUGACUCCCUGGGCUGUGAUCGACUGGGCUGCUUCAACCUGAGCAUCCGAGGACAUGGAGAAUGUGUUGAGUAUGUCAAGAGCUUCAAUAUCCCUCUACUGGUGCUGGGUGGCGGCGGCUAUACUGUCCGAAACGUUGCCCGCUGCUGGACAUAUGAGACAUCGCUGCUGGUUGAAGAGGCCAUUAGUGAGGAGCUCCCCUACAGUGAAUACUUCGAGUACUUUGCCCCGGACUUCACGCUGCAUCCAGAUGUCAGCACCCGCAUCGAGAAUCAGAACUCACGCCAGUAUCUGGACCAGAUCCGCCAGACAAUCUUUGAAAACCUGAAGAUGCUGAACCACGCGCCCAGCGUGCAGAUUCAUGACGUGCCUGCAGACCUCCUGACCUACGACAGGACGGACGAGGCUGACGCGGAGGAGAGGGGUCCUGAGGAGAACUACAGCAGGCCAGAAGCGCCCAAUGAGUUCUAUGAUGGAGACCAUGACAAUGACAAGGAAAGCGACGUGGAGAUUUAAGAGCAUCUUUGGAUGCUGUGUCCUGAGGAAUUCCUUUUCACUCUUGGUUUGAUGGGAGGGAAAAGGCGUGACUCCCCUGGCCUUAUGACUAGCCAUCCCCAGAGCUUCUGUUAAUUCUGGAGAAGGAUUUGGAGACCACAUCUGGUUCUAGAACCAUCUACCCCCUUUUCUUCUCUGUUCUACAGCCUGACGAUGGUACCUGUUAGGGAUGCUGUAGGGACGGGAAUGGCUGUCUCUGGAACACUGUGGGCAGUGGGUCCUAGAGGCCAGUCCCCAGCCCUCUGGUCUCUUAUUUCUGCCCUGCUUCCCUCCAGCUCCGAGACUUCUACGGAUAAAGGGGUAGAUGGGACAUAGGUUGCCUCCGAGUCCUCCUCUCCUGAGUUUUCCUACUCCAGGCCUUGCUUACAAGGCAAGUGAAGAGUAAGGGAUUUUGGGGGACAUUGGUCUCCUAACACCAUAACCCCAGAUUAUCAGAACGAUGGUUUUGAGUAGGGGGAGGAUGUGAAAAUGUCCUGUUCUAACUUUUGGCUUUAUGUCCAUUUUACCACUGUUUUUAUCCAAUAAACCAAGUUGGUAUUUUUUCUA
Lepus europaeus (European hare) is the source of this 1915-nucleotide messenger RNA. RefSeq names its product histone deacetylase 3 (gene HDAC3). The coding region runs from base 44 to 1330 and encodes 428 amino acids. Gene Ontology annotation, molecular function: histone deacetylase activity. NCBI's taxonomy places the organism in Eukaryota, Metazoa, Chordata, Mammalia, Lagomorpha, Leporidae. The record is from RefSeq and is a predicted model, not a curated record. The transcript is spliced from 15 exons.